Cyphellophora attinorum is the source of this 2034-nucleotide messenger RNA. Its product is annotated as RNA polymerase I-specific transcription initiation factor rrn3. Gene Ontology annotation, cellular component: nucleus. Gene Ontology annotation, biological process: transcription initiation at RNA polymerase I promoter. Gene Ontology annotation, molecular function: RNA polymerase I core binding; RNA polymerase I general transcription initiation factor activity. The transcript has a single exon. The coding region runs from base 1 to 2034 and encodes 677 amino acids. NCBI's taxonomy places the organism in Eukaryota, Fungi, Ascomycota, Eurotiomycetes, Chaetothyriales, Cyphellophoraceae. The record is from RefSeq and is a predicted model, not a curated record.
AUGUCCAUCCUUCCGGUAGCCAAAUCAGUCAGACCAGGGCCACUGCACCGCCGGUCAACUCUCAAACGCUCCUUCGAUGACACCAAGUUCAUGGACACCCCUAACAGCCCGACCAAGCGGACUCGCGUGACCUUCGAUUCUGAUGUCGAGAUAGUGUCUGCGGAUGACGAGGAGGAUGUGGACCCACAGGUGCUUAAAGAACUUGUCCGACGUGCUAUAGAACGACAUAGAGCGGGCGACAAUGAGCCCUACGAGCGAUAUAGCGCUCUUUUCGCCUCAGACCUCAGCAAACCAAAUGCGCCCUCAAUGAAGACGCUUCGAAUACAUCUACAGGCUCUUCUCAGCAACGUUGCAAACCUGACGAAGGAUUGUACUUCCCUCGUUGACGCCGUCAUCCACAGCGACUGGAUCGCAGGCGACGACGCUUACUAUACUUUGGCGGUCCGCUUCCUCAGCAACCUCAUUGCGGCUCAAAAGGGCUUUCAGAACAAGGUCGUGCAUAUGCUAGUCAACCUUCUUGGGCCUCAAAAGACCCGGAGAAUCCUCGACCACAAACCGAUCAGACAACCCAAGAUACACAAGCGAACAUUCCAAGCGAUACGGCACAUCACGCUCAACAUACCGGGCACCUCAGGAUCUCUGGCGGACCGGAUCUCAGCGAGAUUGCACUUCGAGUUCGAGAAGGCGGAAGAGCGAAUGACGUAUGUGCGAAAUUUCAUGCAACUCAUCGAAUACGUACCAGAGCUCUCGUCGAGUAUCCUACAUGUGGUCUUGCAAGAAUUGAUCAAGCUCGAUGUCUUAGUCCAAGAUAGCUUGGAUGAUGAAGACGACAUGGAAGAGGAGCUGCUGCAACACAUGUCCUCGUCUCAAACAUUACUCUACAGAUCUUCUCAGACAUUAGCAGAGAUAUCAAGCGACGAUGAAGACGAUAUCACAUCCAGCGAAGAGUCUGACCUGGAAGACAAUGCGGACAAAACAGCGGAGGAAGUCCAACAACAGAAGAUAAGGGAGAUUGUCAGGCAGGUUGAUCAGAUCAUGGAGAUGCUAUUCGAGUACUACGACAAGCUGAUAACAACCGGCAGCCCCGACGUGCGAAGCAACGCGAUCGCGCAGCUCAAGAAUCAGUUCUUCGCAAACAUCUUGCCUACAUAUGGUUCGAGGCACCCUCAAUUUUUGAUGUUCCAUUUCGCACAAGCUGAUGAGAUUACUAUCGACGAUUUCAUAGCGUCGUGCAUAGAGCGCGUCGCUUCCAAGAGACACAAUCCGAUCAUCCGGCACUCCGCUGCAGCAUACUUCGCAGGUUUUGUUGGGCGCGGAGCGCAUGUCCACAAAGAUCUGGUCCAGAGCUGCACAGAGCUUCUGUGCGACCAAGUCAACGUGCUCCGAGAGAAGUACGACCCGGAAUCGAUGACUGCCGUAAGACGCAAACGAAAAGAGCGGGAGGCGGAUCGGCAGCUUCAAGCAUGCUACGGACCUGAUAUUCGGAAGUAUGGCGAUUUCUAUGCGAUGUUCCAGGCACUGGUCUACAUUUUCUGCUUUCGAUGGCGAGAUCUUGCCUCGACGCGCUCGGACCCCGACGCAGAGGAUGACGAAGUCGACGGCACAGAGCACACCGACUAUCGAUUUGAGGAACGCCUGACAGAGACGUUGACGAUGGCCAUGGAUUCCAAGCUCAACCCACUGAGAGUGUGUACGCCGAUUAUUGUUGACCAGUUCGCCAAACUUACAGCAGCGUUGGGAUUGUUCUUUCUUCCUCCUAAGAUUGAAAGCAACAAGCAAGUCCGAGUUGCCACGCACUGGCGAGGUCUUUCUGACCUGAAUAUCAACCAACCAGAUCGCGAUCAAUCAUGGAUUGGGGACAACGGUAUGAUCGAAGGCUAUUUCCCAUUUGAUCCAUACCAUCUGCCCAUCAGUAGGCACUGGAUUCAAGAUGACUAUUUGGACUGGACAGGUGUACCGGGCGAGGAGGCUGCGAGCGAUUCAGAGGAUGAUGGCAUGCAACUAAUUGACGAUGUGACGGACGAGGAGAUAUAA